This is a messenger RNA of Haliotis rufescens (red abalone), 5445 nucleotides long. Its product is annotated as F-box/LRR-repeat protein 15-like. The transcript has 4 exons. Gene Ontology annotation, biological process: SCF-dependent proteasomal ubiquitin-dependent protein catabolic process. Lineage: Eukaryota; Metazoa; Mollusca; Gastropoda; Lepetellida; Haliotidae. The record is from RefSeq and is a predicted model, not a curated record. Gene Ontology annotation, cellular component: SCF ubiquitin ligase complex. The coding region runs from base 132 to 998 and encodes 288 amino acids.
AGAUAUUGAACUGAAUGACGUCAACGUAACGUGCUGUGGGGAGUUUGUCUGACAGGUGUUUGAGGUGGAAAAUUAAGAAUGCGUGAACCGCUCAAAAGGUCAUCAGUCAGUUAACUGACGGCGUGUCCAAAAUGGCGACAGCUGAUGGACCAGUGACAUUCUUCAGUCUACCCUGGGAGCAUGUCAUCUGUCGGCACCUCUUCCCCUUCCUGUCCGUGAAGGAAGUCUUUCAACUACGUGUAAUCUCCACUCAGUUCCGUGACAUUGUCGACACCUUCUUCAGAACGACCUUCACCCUUGAUCUAAGUCGGGUGGCAGCAAGGGUCACAUCCGAAGCCUUCGUUCUCAUGUCACACAACAAUCUGUGUUUGAAGAAGCUCACGCUAAUCAACUCUAAAGAUUGGCUAUCAGAUACUGUCCUGAAACCCGUGCUACUCAAUAACCCCUACUUAUUGAAGGUAGAUUUAACGAACUGCUCCAACUUGACGAACCUGUGUGUGAAUGUGUUGGCAGUGAACUGUCAUGCGCUGCAGUUGCUUGUGCUGCGAGACUGCCACUGGGUCAGCAAGGAGGCUCUGACCGGGCUGCUGGUCAACUGUCGGGAGCUCGAGCACGUGGAUCUGACGGGCUGCUGGAACCUGGACGAUGAGGUCAUCAGUCAACUCAUCGUCUAUGGUAGAAAGAUCCGCUAUCUGUCUGUGUCGAAGAUCUAUGGGUUGACGGACACAGCUAUAUCUGUGAUAUCCCACAACAGCCCGAGCCUGCAGCACCUCAACAUCCAUGGCUGUUGGCGCGUCACCAACGACUCCAUCAGGCUCCUGGGAGAGUUCUGUAUGGGGCUGAAAGCUUUACAGAUCAAAGACUGUCGAGGAAUAAAUGAAAUCAGCCUAGCACGACUCCGAGCACGCGGUAUCAAGAUGGAUGUGCCCCCACCCCCACAAGCACAGACUCUGAGCUAUCUACAUCGAAAUAUUCACAACCUCAAUGUACAGAUAUGAUGUCUCGUCUGUCUCUAGGAAACACGGUUGUGUGUGUAUGUCCUACACGGGAGCUAUUCAAUGUUGACAUUGGAAGACAUACCAAGUAGUUCAUCUUCCAUCAAAUUACAUGUGUAUCUUCCAUUAUGUAAAUCACAUUAUCGCUAAUAUGUGCAGUUUGUUUUAAUGUUUCAUGAAUUGUGGGCUUUUGGCCACCAACUCAUCUGGGGAGAUGGGGCUGUAGAAAAUGAAAUCAACUUUACUUGUGUAUGUCUUUAUUAUUGUGAUCUAAGAAAUAUGUUGACACCCGAACGCUAUCUGUCAAGUUAUCCUGUACAUGCGUUUUCUCUCUUCAAAAGAUAUUGCUGUCAUAUUGAAACUGGCUUUAUUUGUCAAAUAUGCUAUUUCUCUUAUAAACAAACUGUUAAUAUUAAGAUUCAGCCGAAUAUGUAAAACUUCUUAUAUGUAACUUGUAUAGGGGCCGGAAGUCUUAAACACAAUAAAUAUCUUUAACUUUGACUUUGGGUAGGUCAAAAUCUAUAAAAAUAACUUUUUGUGUGUGUGUGCAUUAUUUUUAUUUGGCAUUAGGAAAAACUAAAUGUUUAUUACGUUAUUCAGGAUUUUCACUAUUUUGACAGUUACGUCAGUCUGAGAACUUUCUUCUCUGUGUCAGGUGUUUGCAGUGUCCAGAAACUAUAUCAUAUAUGUAUGUGUGUAUAUACAUUGUAAUGAUUAAACUUUUCCAGAGAACACACACAGGUCACUGCUGCAAUCAACACACGUCUUUAUUCAAUUACUGUACAAAUCCAACGGUCCAAACGGUCUAACAGCCCUCUCCUUCAUUCUAUUCUCACCGUGCACCCGCUUUCCUAGCAACACUAUCCCUUUGUCUGCCAUAUUUGUUCUACUUUCUUUAGAGUUAUCCCCCUUACACUUCCCAUACAUGUAUGGUAACACAAGUUACCUCCCUUUCAAGCAGAUAUUUGUGUUUGUCAAAACACCUUUACGCACACAAGAUCUUUCACCAGUCUAUGGCUCUUCAGGUGUAAUGAAAACUUUAUCGUAGUCAUAGGUGAUGCACAACAGCAGAAUUUGUGACAUCAUAAUGUCUGUGACUUAACAGUUAGUGACAAUAGUGGGAGGCAUCAAUACAUUAUGGUGUGAGUGCACAAAUAUACAUUGAACUACACAGGAAGGUUUAGGUUUCAAAAGCAUAAUGAACAUCUAUUCUUUUUCCAGUCGUAAAUGUUUGUCAUUGUUAAACAAUUUAUAAAAUGGAAAGACCUUAUUUUAGCAAUUUCUGUUUCUUAGAGUUUAAUCUGCAAGUUUGUUAUUAUUUGUUAUUUUAUGAUCGUUAUUUUGUCAUGUUUGGAUAUUUGUAUUAGAGAAAUAAGAAAACUAACUGGAAGGAUUGGAAGCAAGGAAUGUUAAUAACCAUGGUUACAGUUGCUUAUAACAGAUAUAUGUAUGUUCUUGUGCUAUGGACAAGCCUACUGGUACCCUAAACUUUGCAAAAGAAAGCUAAAAAAUAUUACAACUUGUUUUAUUGUUUUUAAGCAAAAUGUAGUAAGGAAAUGAACCACAUAUAAACCCUGACAACAUAUUUUUAAUUUGUUCUUGGCAAAUUGACUAGGGAAAUCUUUAAAGGAAGACAUUUAGGUGGUCUGACUAAAGUUUAAUUCUAGAUGAAUAAGUUAUGUAGUUAUUGUGAUGAUGAUGAAGAUGUGUGUGUAUCUGUUGUAUGUAUGUUGAAGGUAGGUGUUGUCAUAUAUGAGUGUCACAGUUGGCAGUUUACACUGACCUGGACUUUCCAUGAGGGAACAAGCAUGGGAUACUGGGACCUAUUCUUGUCUGGAAUUCCCAAAGGGAGAUAACCAUGGGAUACUGGGACCUAUUCUUUUCAGGAAUUCCCAAAGGGAGAUAAGUAUAGGGUACAAGGGACCAAUUCUUCUCAAGAAUUCCCACGGGGAGGUUAACUGUGGAUGCCUUGUGCUUCCAAACCCAUUGGGAAGAUGUCAUUGUGUGCUGGAGACGUCUUCUGCCUCUGAAACACAUUGGGGAGACAAGCAUGGUGUACUGGAGACGUCUAUUGCCUCUGAAUCACAUUGGGGAGACAAGCAUGGUGUACUGGGGAUGUCUUCUGCCUCUGAAUCACAUUGGGGAGACAAGCAUGGUGUCCUAGAGGAGUCUUCUGCCUCUGAAUCACAUUGGGGAGACAAGCAUGGUGUCCUAGAGAAGUCUUCUGCCUCUGAAUGACAUUGGGGAGACAAGCAUGGUGUCCUAGAGAAGUCUUCUGCCUCUGAAUGACAUUGGGGAGACAAGCAUGGUGUCCUAGAGAAGUCUUCUGCCUCUGAAUGACAUUGGGGAGACAAGCAUGGUGUCCUAGAGAAGUCUUCUGCCUCUGAAUGACAUUGGGGAGACAAGCAUGGUGUCCUAGAGAAGUCUUCUGCCUCUGAAUGACAUUGGGGAGACAAGCAUGGUGUCCUAGAGGAGUCUUCUGCCUCUGAAUCAAAUUGGGGAGACAAGCAUGGUGUCCUAGAGAAGUCUUCUGCCUCUGAAUGACAUUGGGGAGACAAGCAUGGUGUCCUAGAGAAGUCUUCUGCCUCUGAAUGACAUUGGGGAGACAAGCAUGGUGUCCUAGAGAAGUCUUCUGCCUCUGAAUGACAUUGGGGAGACAAGCAUGGUGUCCUAGAGAAGUCUUCUGCCUCUGAAUGACAUUGGGGAGACAAGCAUGGUGUCCUAGAGAAGUCUUCUGCCUCUGAAUGACAUUGGGGAGACAAGCAUGGUGUCCUAGAGAAGUCUUCUGCCUCUGAAUGACAUUGGGGAGACAAGCAUGGUGUCCUAGAGGAGUCUUCUGCCUCUGAAUCAAAUUGGGGAGACAAGUAUGGUGUCCUAGAGAAGUCUUCUGCCUCUGAAUCACAUUGGGAAGACUUCAUGGGGCACAGGGGAUGUCUCCUCGAGCGUGAUGAGGGGAUGAAUGUUGUUUGUCUGUGAGUGGAUGAAGAUGUCAAGUGUUGCUUGUUUUGGUCCACCUUAUAUGUAAACACGUCAGUGUUAUGAAGUCAACCAUGGUGUUACUGUUUGCAACAUGGCAUGAAUGUCAGAAGCAUCCGUGAAUAAUGGUGUGCAUGGUGAAUAACUCUUGCACAGUGGAGAAUAGAAAACUGCCAGUUCUAUUGGUGAUGCGUACAAUCAAAAACAAAUGUUACUAUGAUUCCCAUUGCUUACCAAAGUGGAUGCAAUAUGAUGUUUUUUUUAUGAAUGAAUGAAUUGGUCAAGAUUUGUCAGUAUAACCGGUGUUGCAAGAAAACUUUCAUGUUACAUCACUGUGAUUUAUGUCCAAUUGUCAGUGUCAGAGACAAAUAAAUUCAUUUACCUCCGUAUUGAAUAAUCAUUGAAUUGUACAUCACAGUAGCAUUUCUUUCGCAGAUUAUGUAUAUAUGCAGCAUAAUGAGAUAUGUCCUCCAAACAUCAUAAUCAUAAUAAUGACUCCAGGAAAGUUUUCUUUCAGAGGCCAUGCCAUAGAAUUCCUUUUCAGUUUUGGCUGUAGACAUGAUUUUCUACCCAAUUAAAUUAGGUCACUAUUAAUGAAUAUUAGAUGUCAUCCAUUUUUUAAAACUGUGUGACAUUUUAUUUUGUGCAAUUUGUUUUAAAACAAAUUAUUCAGGACUUGGUUUACAUUAACUGACAGUGGAUGUUAGUGCCAUGAAUUAUGAAUAUGAUAGGACGACUUAUAUUAUGUAUAAUGGUGUAUUUCAUCAAGACAAGCAAGCAGGGAACACUGUCCUUGGGGACAAUAAAAUGAUGUAAUGUGGGCAGAGGUGAAAAUCUAAUAAUUUGUUGACUGGUAUUAUGUUCUAUUAUGGCCUUAGACUGUACCAGGACAAUACAGUCCACUCUGAAUACAACAAAGUCUCAUACAACCAAAAAGUCAGCUAUUUCAAACCUACACUAGUAUAUUACUCAUGUAGAGUUGACUCACUGGAUAGAACACACUUUUUGUGCAGCUCCUGUGGAGUAUUAUAUCAAGAGUUGACUUACUAGAUAUAACACACUUUUUGUGCAGCUCCUGUGAAGUAUUAUAUCCAGGCUUGACUCACUGGAUAUAACACACUUUUUGUGCAGCUCCUGUGGAGUGUUAUAUCCUGUGUUGUCUAACUGUGGAUAUAACAAGCUGAUUGUGAAGAGUUAUAUCCAGAUUCAGCUGGAUUAUGUUUCAAGGUUUGUCAGUACCAUCCCUAUGCACUGUGGCUUCACCAAAGUGGUAAACGUCUAAGGCCUGGACCCCUUAGCCCACAUCAAUAACUCAAGUACUGUUCAAAGCAGCGCUAAACCAAAAUCACUCAUUCACUCGUAUGUUGUUCGUGAAUCCAAGAUUGUUGUUGAACAUAUAUUGUUACUACAGUCUUUCCUUGCAAUGUCUGAAUGUAUAUUUAUUGGUAAUAAAGAAUGUUUUCAACAUGUUUAA